Molecule: messenger RNA, 1776 nt
Organism: Asterias rubens (European starfish)
Lineage: Eukaryota; Metazoa; Echinodermata; Asteroidea; Forcipulatida; Asteriidae
Product: homeobox protein Hox-A7-like
Exons: 2
Coding region: 59-979 (306 amino acids)
Biological process (GO): anterior/posterior pattern specification; regulation of transcription by RNA polymerase II
Cellular component (GO): nucleus
Molecular function (GO): RNA polymerase II cis-regulatory region sequence-specific DNA binding; DNA-binding transcription factor activity, RNA polymerase II-specific
Source: RefSeq, a predicted model, not a curated record
CCUCCAGCCAGAAAAAGCCAUAAAACGGGUAAAGCGAGGUCACAAAUCAAUCUCUCAAAUGAGCCAAUACUUUCUCAAGUCGCUGUUCGAGAAAUAUCAGCCUGGUGAGGCAUGGUUUCCGAGCGGUUUCGAGCCCGUGGCUCCCGGUCGGAGCACGAUUGUUGGGGAGUCUCCAGCCUCGGCCGGGUGGAGGUGUGGGAACGGCGUCUCCAGCGGGCCCUUCGGCUCUUACGAUAGCUCCCCGUCAUCCACGAACUGUCUACCCGGCACUGGGCUCAAUAACCAGGCGUACUCUGCUCCUUACAGCUUCCAACCUUGCUCGUUUAAUCAGAGUUACACACAGGCGGGAUUCCAAAGUCAGUUCAAUACUUACACGGGUGGCUACGCCACGGCGAACUACCACCACCAAGGGGGCUGGAGUCAUGGAGACAAGGGGGUGUCAGGAGCCACAGGAGGGGUGUUGGAGGGUUCUUGCUACCCGCUCCAAAUAACCAGAGUAACACAGUUAGAAUCAGAUAGACAACUUAGUAAAGACAGUAGCCAUCAUUCGUUAAAAGACAAAAGAACGGACUCAAAUAAUUCUACCACUUACAAAGGACCGGUGUAUGGAUGGAUGAAAAUUCCAGGGACUCAGAUGAUCGGGACGGACAAGAAGAGAGGCAGACAGACGUAUACUAGGUACCAGACCCUGGAACUAGAGAAAGAAUUCCACUUCAACCGGUAUCUGACACGCAAGAGACGCAUUGAGAUCGCACAGAGUGUCUGCCUUUCAGAGAGGCAGAUUAAGAUCUGGUUUCAGAACCGGCGGAUGAAAUGGAAGAAAGAGCAAACAAAGGAUCCAUCCUCGUCUGCGGACUCCCCAGGGAAGACGCAAAAUGGAGACAGGGAUGAAGAUGAUGAGGAUUUUGAUGAUGAUGUCGAUGAUGAAGACGAAGAUGGGUUGGAGAAAGAACGGUCGGAUGAGGAGAGCAAGAAAUGAAAAUGAUGAUAAAAAUACACUAAAAGUAUACAGAAAACUGAGGGUCGUCUGUUUUGUUGUAUCUAUACAGUCUUUCCCGACCCAAAACUGUUCCCUAUCAGUUUAGCGACGCCAUCUUGGGAGCAUCCUCGAUACAGGAGGCCAUAUUAUAUUAUAUUGAGCGUGUAAUAACCUACAUGUCACGCGUGUGAUUAUUUCGCAAGAUAUAUGGAGACUUUCCAAUGGUCCCUUGGCCAGACUACAAUUGGCUGUGGGUAGAGUUUCGUUCGCAAGGGAGUUAGAGCUCUAUAGCGAGAAAUUCAUUAGCUUUCAGCACGGGUUGUGUGGGAAGACCCCACAAUACAAUAAAUGGGAUGCAGCCUGGCUUUUAGUUUGCGAGGAGUCUGGCAGGCGCCAUUUUGAAAUGGAGGAAACGCUCAAAUAAAGGUUAUAGUAAUCAUAAAUGUAAUUACAUCUUGAAUUAUUUGCUAAAAUUGUUACUGUUCACUUAAACACAGUAAUGGGAAUGGUACCAGUCAGUAAAGUUGUUACAUGUUUUCCUAUUGUAUAGAAAGGAUAAACUUAAGAUGUGUUAAUAAUUUCUGGUUAGAUUGUGACCCCAUCUCGUGAACAAAACAAAAAAUUCAAGGUCAGGUUUCAAGUUGAAAUGUUGUCAGCAAAAUGAUUCCCGGGUCAUAUAAACCCAUCAUUGAUAUCAAAGUGUUAGGAACGGAUAUAAAUGCAUGUUUAAAGGCAGUGGACACUUUUGGUAAUUACUCAAAAUAAUUAUCAGCAUAAAACCUCACUUGGUAACGAGU